Molecule: messenger RNA, 1558 nt
Organism: Photinus pyralis (common eastern firefly)
Lineage: Eukaryota; Metazoa; Arthropoda; Insecta; Coleoptera; Lampyridae
Product: SWI/SNF-related matrix-associated actin-dependent regulator of chromatin subfamily B member 1-like
Exons: 6
Coding region: 80-1195 (371 amino acids)
Biological process (GO): regulation of transcription by RNA polymerase II; chromatin remodeling
Cellular component (GO): nucleus; nuclear chromosome
Molecular function (GO): transcription coregulator activity
Source: RefSeq, a predicted model, not a curated record
ACUACCAUUUGUUACACUUUUCAUAACCUCAAUCGUGUGUUUACUUGCAUUUGUAAUUUAAAUAAUUGUAGCUUGUUAAAUGGCGAUAAGGACAUUUGGUGAUAAGCCCAUAAGCUUCCAACUUGAAGAGAAUGGCGAAUUUUAUUGCGUGGGCUCCGAGGUGGGCAACUAUCUGCGAUUGUUCCGGGGCUCACUCUACAAGCGUUACCCCGGCAUGUACCGGAGGACAAUUACCAACGAAGAACGCAAGAAACUGAUCGAUAUCGGGCUGAGUCAACACGUACUGGCCAGUAGCGUUUCUUUGCUGAGGUCCUCCGAGGUCGAGGACAUCAUCGACGGGAACGACGAGAAGUACAAGGCGGUGUCGGUGCACACCUCGGACCCGCCUCUUCCGCGCGAAGGCAAAGCGAAAAAGUCGAUACAGUGGGUGCCCUCGUUGCCCAACUCCAGUCACCUGGACGCCGUACCCCAGGCGACGCCCAUAAAUCGCAAUCGGGUCUCGAAUAAGAAGGUACGGACCUUCCCGUUCUGUUUCGAUGAUACCGAUCCGCAAGCAAACGUGGAGAACUCGGUUAAAGGUGAACUGCUUGUGCCGAUACGUUUGGAUAUGGAAAUCGAAGGGCAGAAGUUGCGGGACACGUUCACUUGGAACAAGAAUGAAAGCAUGAUCGCACCCGAGCAAUUCGCCGAGGUGCUCUGCGACGAUUUGGAUUUGAACCCUUUGACAUUCGUACCCGCGAUCGCGCAGUCCAUCCGCCAGCAGUUGGAGGCGUUUCCCGCCGAGUCGACGGGAAUUAUGGAGGAAUCGUGCGACCAGCGUGUCAUUAUCAAAUUGAAUAUACACGUGGGGAACACCUCGCUCGUCGAUCAGGUCGAAUGGGACAUGUCGGAGAGGGACAACAAUCCGGAACAGUUCGCGUUGAAACUUUGCUCCGAGCUGGGAUUGGGCGGCGAGUUCGUGACCGCCAUCGCCUAUUCCGUACGCGGUCAGUUAUCGUGGCACCAGCGCACCUAUGCGUUUAGCGAGGCGCCGCUUUCGACCAUUGAGGUACCGUUUCGGGCCGCGAGCGAGUCGGACCAAUGGGCUCCAUUCUUGGAGACGCUAACGGACGCCGAAAUGGAGAAGAAAAUCCGGGAUCAAGACAGGAACACGCGUAGAAUUCGUCGUCUUGCCAAUACUACGCCUGGAUGGUAAAUGCAUUGGUGUAAUUAUGUGGUAGAUAGGCUGCAUGUAAGGAAUUGUACUUAAGAACGAUCGUUGCUUGUUGCAUUUUUGAGAGUAGUGUAAUUACGUAAAAUUGAUUGAUCGAGUAGGUACAUAACGUUUGAGGUUUGUUUCAGGAAAGCUGUCCAUUGUACAUAACCAAAGGUCUAACCAUCAUUGUAGACAAAUUACUAAUUAAUUCCGCUACUAUACUGUAGCCAUGCUUUAGUACAAAUCAUGCAUUCACUUUCAUUUUUUUAUAUUUGAUUCAUACUGUAAGUGCUAGUUUCAUGCGAUGUUCAACCUAUGAGUGUAUUCAAGUAUUGUAAUCCAAUAAAGUUAGUAUUAUCAGGA